Saccostrea cuccullata (small rock oyster) is the source of this 4006-nucleotide messenger RNA. RefSeq lists its product as uncharacterized. The record is from RefSeq and is a predicted model, not a curated record. The transcript is spliced from 10 exons. Lineage: Eukaryota; Metazoa; Mollusca; Bivalvia; Ostreida; Ostreidae.
UGACUCUAUGCCAGAGCCUCAGUCCCAUCGCCGGCUCUGUGAGCGCCAACAUGUUUCUCAUCCUCUCAAUUGCAGGAUUAUCUCUGAUUCUACAAAAUGUCAACUGCCAAAUUAAAGAUUCUGCGCUCCAGGACACGGUGCUUAAACUUCACAAUGGAUAUAGGCGGCUUCAGAUGGCUUCUAACAUGAAGAAACUGGUAUGGGACGCCAAUCUGGCCUCAGAAGCCGCCUCGUGGACCAAAAACUGUAUAUACGAGUUCCGGUACGGCAGCUACGGGGAGAACAUGUAUUACUUUGAGUCCCGACUUCCGGACAAUGUGCUAGUCGAACGCGCCAUAGAUGCGUGGUACAGUGAACGGUACUCAUGGCGCAUGUCCGGUGAUUGCGCGGAGGCUUGUAGCUACACACAGCUUGUUUGGGCAAAAACCCAACGUGUCGGAUGCGCUGUCCAGAAAUGCACGGAGCUUACAAUGCCAGAAGAAUUCAUCCCAGGAGCGUGGUUCCUCUACUGUCUGUAUGAUCCAAAAGGAAACACAUUUGGGGAUCUUCCCUACUCGAGAGGCGGUGCCUGUGAGAAGUGCGAAGCCAAGGAAGUUUGUUCCGACAAGUUAUGUGCAGACAAAUAUGCACCAACCACACCGCAACCAGUCAAAACAACACCUCCCCCGACGUUGCCGAGCAUACAGAUUGGUUCACAAUCCUCAAACACGGAACUGACGCAACUCGAACUCCAGCACAGAACAGCACUGGAGAAGCAACAGGCUCUUCUGCAAGAAACCUUAAAGAAACAGAAGGCGUUAGAACAGCAGCUGCGCACUCAGCAGAAGUUGAUAGAGCAGACACUGUUGGUGGGGAAGAGCCUGACCACCGCCAAACCUAGCGUGACGUGGAGCAACGGUCUCCCUACAGAUGUCAACCGCAGGUCAGAUGUGGACCAAGGAAGCACCAACACUAGAAAUGGGAUGAUGUCUUCGUCAAUGCUUGGGACGCGCAGCGGACCGACGGACGACAAAACAGAACUUGUCAGGCGGCCCAUACAAAUCUCUUCAGUCGGCGACAGAGACUCUCGCCGGAAACCCGUCUCCGACGUCCAGGAGGCGUCUUUCUUUUCCUUUCAUCGUCCUCGAAAUCAGUUUUCCUCUGUGCGACUUUGGCAACCAACUACGACUCGUGCGCCGCUGUUUGUCUUGAAUCCCCAGCCCCAAAUAUCGUCCUUACAGAAAACCGUCACCAGCAUGAGGCCACUUAAACCCAAUAAAAACAGGGUCUCUUUCACCAUAGGUAGCGGAAGCACCUUGAAAUUCAACUACAAACCGAACUCUUCCUUAGUAACACAGUCACAAAGAGAAACUGCGCUGCCCGGCCAGAACAAGUUAGAUUUGUCCGCUUCUGACAACUUUCGUUUUGGGGGUGCUAGGUCAUUAGAGAGCCAGCUAGCGUCCAAUGGCAACUUGCGAUCCAAGGAGCGCCAACACACAUCUCUGAGUCUCCUACAGGCCCACUCUUCUACUUCCGAUCAGAAACAAACUAUUUCCGGUGGCGGACAAUCCUGGGGAAGAUCUGAGGUCAACAGUCUUCAAUCACAAGCCACAAAGCAACAAGCGUCUGUAACAAGCGUUCAGCAAACCCAGAAGGGCCAAAGCCCGGAUUUCGGGUCACGCACUGUAUUUACGUCACGAACAAAAGCGCCCUCUACCUCUGCCCCUUCCUUUUUACCCGCAUCCCCUACUCUUCCUCCAACCACGAUCCCGCCUGACUGUGUAGACAAGGAUGUUUACUGUCCGUACUGGAAGGUCUACUGUGAUAAUAAUUCCUAUGUUUUUGAGAACUGUCGGCGGACGUGUAAGUCGUGCUACGUCCCGCCUCCGCCAGUUAUUCCGCAGCCUCCGCUGGGUAAGUAAAACUCUGACACCAACCAGCAACAACAGUACCAAGAGACUUCACAACAGAUCCAGCAAAAUCAAAUAACCCAAGAUAAAUCCAACUACAUCCAACAAACGAUCAUUCAGGAGCAACCUAAUGUUGUACAAAAUGUACAACUGGACCAAAAUUUUCAGCAGGAACCUAGCAACAAUCAACAGACCCAAUACAUGAUGCAGCAACCUCAGUCAGGCUUCCAACAAGAACCGCAAAUAAUUCAGCAACCUCAGCCUCUCUAUCAGCAACCGCAACCUCAGGUGUAUCAACAGCCACAACCUCAGAUGUAUCAACAGUCAGGUUUUCAACAGUUUCAAGGGCAACAAAGUGUGCAACCUCUCAUGGGCUUCAACCAGCAACAGUCCUAUGAUUACGUACAACCAACGUCUGCCAUCCAGUCGUGGCAUGGCGGCAUGCUUGGUCAUCAGAGUAGCCAUGGUAACAACAUGCUUGUAGGUUUUCAACAAACAAACAAUCAAAUUCAAGGAAACCAACAAUUCACAGAACCUCCAACUCCCAAACCAACAGAAACAAUAAGAUUAGAGUUUCGUGGGCAUACUCCAGCAACAGCGAGUUUCAAAAAACAACCAAUUAAACCGCGGGAACCAGCAGGGGAGAUAAGUCCAUACAUUAAGGUGCAGGAGCCACUACCAGAGGGAGUAGAACUAAGGACAACCACGCCCACCACUACAACAACCACGACAACAACAACAACAACAACAAAGCCGCCGCCCACGCGACCCCCGACACGCCCACCGACCACUCAUCCUCCGCAGUUCUUUAAUCAGGGAGCAUAUGGCAUCAACCAUUACUACCCUAACAACAAUAUGUAUAAUAACCACUACCAAGCUCAGAAUAUCCAUUAUCAAAAUACAAACUCCCAAUUGCACCAAACUCAUCAAACCAAUCAUAUGCAGACAAAUCAAGUUUACAACCAUAACAAUUACCAACCAAACUUUGCUACCCGCCAACAGAUUUAUAUGCAGACGACACCAUCCCCUAUGAUUUUUAACCAACAGAUGAUACAGCAAAACACACCGGCGCCAAUAAUUUUUCAACAGCAUCGGACACAACAGCCAAACCCGCAGGGAAUGAACAACUUUUUGGGUCAGUCUCGGCAAAUUCAGGUCCAAUCCCUCGACUUAAACGUGCCAAUCCGUUCUUCCUCUGCUAUCUUGUCCCCUAAUCAACAACAACCAAGUAUCAACAUACAAUACCAACAGCAGGUUCAGCAACCAAACCAAUUUACAAAGGCACCAGCAAACCAAAACGUUCAAUACCAGCAACCUAAAUCUGAAGACGUGUUUAAAAAUGCUCUAAUGAGAGCAAACUUUGGUCAAGCCAACAUUAACCUAGCAAGUAACCUCGGGACUCAGCCAGGCCAGUACCAACGAGUACAGGCGUCUAGUGACGUCAGUUGGUACUACUCCGUAUCCACGCGGCCACCAAAUGUUGUUCCUACAGAGCCCUAUCCCACAAAACCCCUCUUAGACCUUAAUUUAAAACUUUUUGAAAACCCAAAUGUAGUUGUACAAACGAACUCUUCGACGCCUGCGCAAUCGCAGCCUUCCGCGUGUGUAGAUGUGGACGCUCGAUGUCCACAAUGGACUCAGUGGUGUGGGAUUGACCAGUAUGUGGACAAUAAUUGUAAAAAAUUGUGUAAAAACUGUAGGUGAUGUUUCGGCCAAAUAUUCUGAUAUAAGGAACCUCCCACAGUAGGUCAAUCAACGAGAGAUUAAUAUUUGGACGGAGUUAACUCCUUUCCAACCGGGCAUCAUGUCGGACCAAGUGAUCGAGUGAUUUUGAAGAAUGAUCUUGUUUUACCAGAGAGACAUUUGCAAGCUUGUGUGCUCUUGAUUUGUGCCUUCAAUUUAUUUACCAUAUCAUUUUUUUUUUUACCUCAGAUAACAGUUUCACGUGUCUUCCCCCACCCCCCCCAAUACAAGAAUUAAUUUUAUAAGGAAGUUAAUACGGACUGAUUGCAUUUAUGGAUGCUCUCGUAUGUGGAAUAAACUUCUGUCUCUGCCUCUUGGAUUCUAGAUGUGAUAUAGUGCUACGUUUUUCUUGUAAAUAUACAUCAAGUUCUGAA